This is a messenger RNA of Ceratina calcarata, 2039 nucleotides long. It is a transcript of the gene Adck1, whose product is annotated as aarF domain containing kinase 1. The transcript has 2 exons. Gene Ontology annotation, biological process: mitochondrion organization; protein phosphorylation; lipid homeostasis. Gene Ontology annotation, cellular component: mitochondrial inner membrane. Gene Ontology annotation, molecular function: protein kinase activity; ATP binding. Lineage: Eukaryota; Metazoa; Arthropoda; Insecta; Hymenoptera; Apidae. The record is from RefSeq and is a predicted model, not a curated record. The coding region runs from base 392 to 1963 and encodes 523 amino acids.
CAUUCCACGUGUGCAAAGGUUAAUAGCUUCUAAGCAAAAUUAGGUUAUCAUGUCACAUUUCCACAGGAAACAAGUAAUCGCGCAAAUAUUAGACAGAAGUAAUCGGAUAUUUUUGAAGAAGAAGUUAAAAGAUUGAAAGAUUCAAAUCAUUUAAGAUAAAUACUGUGUUAUAUCUCUUACAUGUACAUAGCUUAGGUUAUUAACUUGUCAUUGAAAUUUAUUUAACAAUUUCUAAUUGAAAAAACACAAGUAUAUUGUUACAUAACUUUUUGUACCUGAUUCUGUUUCCACAAUAAAGAAAAAUUGUCAGGAAGGAGGAACAAUUUUAAAUUUAUCUUAAGGUCGCCAUAUAUAAUAGGAAAGGGAAAUUCUAUUAGUUCACCUUUAAUUGAUGAUGUUUUUAUCUAGACGAUUCUUAAAAAGAACUGCCCUUGGUAUCAUUGGAUUCGGCACACUAGCAUCUUUAAGAGCGAACGAAUAUGAUCUUGGGUCUAUAGGUAUCAUACGAUUAGGACGUGCUGCUGUUACUGUUUUCAUAAUUGGAAAACAUUAUAAAGAUGAAUUAUAUGGAAGUAAUGUGAAACCACAUACGCAAGAUUACGUAAAUUUGAAGUCGAAGGUGCAUAAAUAUGGAGCAGAGAAGCUGCUGGAGCUAUGUUGUGCAAACAAAGGUGUUUAUAUAAAAGUAGGCCAACACAUCGGUGCACUGGAUUAUCUAUUGCCACCAGAAUAUGUUCAUACGUUGAGAGUAUUACAUAGUUCUGCACCGCAGUCAUCGUUCAACGAUGUACUCACUGUAAUUAAAGAAGACUUGAAGAAAGACCCGUACGAAAUAUUUGAGAGCAUCGAACCUGAACCUUUGGGUACUGCUAGUUUAGCGCAAGUGCAUAAGGCAGUAUUAAAAAAUGGUGACGUCGUAGCUGUUAAGAUUCAGCAUCGGUCAGUCAAAACGAACUCCUACGUAGAUAUAAAAACCAUGUCGGUUCUAGUGAAAUUAACGUCAUUGGUGUUUCCUGAUUUUAAAUUCGACUGGCUUGUGGACGAAACGAAAAAAAAUAUUCCUAGAGAGCUGGACUUCACGCAAGAAGGAAGGAACGCCGAAAAAGUACAAGAGAUAUUUUCACAUUAUCAUUGGCUAAAAAUACCGAAGAUACACUGGGACAUAUCUUCGCGACGAGUAUUAACGAUGGAGUUUGUGGAAGGAGGUCAAAUUAACGAUUUGAAAUAUAUACGAGACAAUAAUCUGAAUCCAUACGAAGUCAGCAGUAAAUUGGGACGGCUUUAUAGUCACAUGAUCUUCAUUGUGGGUUUCGUACACUCCGAUCCACACCCUGGGAAUGUAUUGGUAAAAAAGAACAACAAAGAAGCGGAAAUCAUACUUCUGGAUCAUGGACUAUACGCGAAUUUAUCAAACGAAUUUCGAUGGGAGUAUUCUAAACUCUGGUUGGCGAUAUUCGACGGUGAUAAGUCUGCGAUGCAAAAGCAUUGUGCUAACUUAGGCGUUGCCGAUAUGUACGGAUUACUGGCCUGCAUGGUAUCCGGACGAUCGUGGAACACGAUUAUGGCUGGUGUUCAAAAAACCAAAUACGGUACGCAGGAGAAAGAAGAAUUUCAGAAGGAAAUACCAAACCUGCUACCACAAAUUAGCAAUGUAUUAGAUAAAGUGAACAGGCAAAUGUUACUGAUUCUUAAAACGAACGAUCUUAUGCGUUGCAUUGAAUAUUCGUUGAAAACUGAAUCGAGAAUGUCAGGAAUCAUGGAAAUGUCGAAAUGUUGCAUACACUCCGUAUACGACGAGAAGUUGAAAUUCUCCACAAGUAUGUGGGAGAAAUGUAGACUCUCCGUGUCUAAACAAUGGGCUCUUUUUAAAUUGUCGUUAUACUACAUAUACUUGGGAGCUAUUAAUUUUAAUAUACAAAAUUCUGUUGACUCGUAUAUGAACAAUGAAUUUUAUGCCUUUUAACGAUAUGUUUUCGUUUAGGAGAAAUAUUAAUUUAUCUAAAUUAAUUAUGCAACUGAUAAUAACAGAUGUUUAAAAA